Hemiscyllium ocellatum (epaulette shark) is the source of this 1831-nucleotide messenger RNA. Its product is annotated as ICOS ligand-like. The record is from RefSeq and is a predicted model, not a curated record. The transcript has 8 exons. The coding region runs from base 174 to 1163 and encodes 329 amino acids. Gene Ontology annotation, cellular component: external side of plasma membrane. Gene Ontology annotation, biological process: positive regulation of T cell proliferation; immune response; T cell costimulation. Lineage: Eukaryota; Metazoa; Chordata; Chondrichthyes; Orectolobiformes; Hemiscylliidae.
GUGAGCAGGUUUAGCAGCUUCUCACCGGCCGGGAAAAUUUGGUAAACUGAGGCAACUUUGCAACAUCACUUAAAGUGAAAUAGAAGAAGUUGUGAGAAGUGUCAAACCUUCGAGAGUGACUUUAGGGUGAACAUUUGAAGAUCAAGUAUUUUAGAAUCAUUUCAAACGGCAGGAUGAAGAACUGGCUUUUCAAACUGCAUUUUCUAGUGAGCUCCAUAACGGUGGCUGGCACAGUGACGCCCUCUGUCUUGGGGAUGGUGGGUGAGCGGGUGACCCUGCCGUGUCACUACGAAAUGGACGGGUCAUGGGGCGUGUCUGAUCUGCGGCUCCUGUGGCAAACAGAGAGCAAUCAGGUGGUCCACGCACAGUACGGGCAGACAGAGGCGAAUGAGGCCCAGGACAGCAGGUACAGGAACCGGACCAGCCUGGCGGUGACACAGUUCCGACACGGGGACCUCUCGCUCCAGCUGCAGCCUGUCAUGCCCACCGACGGAGGAGGGUACCAGUGUAUCGUCCUGAAACAGGGUCCCCAAGGCUUCCGCAAGGUCAAAUCUACUCGCGUCUACCUCACCACAGCAGCCAAUUACAGCGUGCCGGUGAUAUCUGAGGCGGGGCCGGGGGAUUUUCGAGUGGGAGAGGAGGUGAACCUCACCUGCAGAUCCUCGGGUGGUUAUCCUGAGCCGGAUGUGUCUUGGAUUGGCCGGGAUGGGCAUCCCCUUCCUGAGCAUCGGCACGUGCAGACAGUCUCAUCCGACCUGGGCACUGGGCUCUGCCAAGUCUCCAGCCUCUUGCGGGUCACAGCCAGUGGGAACGUCAGCCUCCGCUGUGUGGUCUUCAACAGGAGCACGGGCGACAGGAAGAUCUCGGCGCCGUGGAAAUUUCUGAUGAAGUCCGUCUCACCUCGUGGUAUUUCCCCGGUAACAAUCGCGGCAGUAAUAAUUGGACUACUGGGUGUCGUGACGUUGGGGUGUGUAAUCUAUCUGAGGAACAGGUCACACCAUAAUUACAGAGUAGCCAGAAUCUCUGAUGACUUCUGCGAUCCCAGCUUGCCAGUCGUCAUGUCCAACGUGGCUGUGAAUUCCGAAGUCGCUCCCGACCCCAGUCUCCCAAAGGCCUUGUCCCACGACACAGAGAAGAUCGACAUCCAACACGAUUCUGUGUGACGUUGGUGGUUGUGGUGACCUGCUGUCUGUAGGAUGGAGAGUUUGGGGUCAGAACAGGGGAAGCCAGACAGGAACACAGAGAACAGACAGUGACCCAGUCCUCCACCAUCCCACAAUGCCCCCACCUCCUCCUCCGUUAGCCUAGAGCACAGGAGGAUCCCACAGCCCCCAUCCCUGGAGGGUCGGCCAGCGCUGGGUUGGGAAGGUGCGUCGGUGGGGGUGGCUGGGCGGGGUGGAGGAAGGAGGGUGGGGGUGACUGCAAGUGAACCCGUGCAGGCGCCCCUCGCCCUCUGACCUACUCACCCCCCCAACCCCGAGCAAGGGGUAAUUCCAGUCGGGGAGUGGGGGGCUGGCCUUGCAGUCUGUUAAUCCAACCAGAAACACUCGGAGUGUGAUGCUGCUGCAGUUGAAUAGCACUUGCCACCUGGUUCCCCUAGAAUGGAAUAGACGAUUGGGGGAUGGAGAGGAGGCGGGGAGAGAGCAAGAGGGCUGGAAGUGAGGUGACGAUGGAGAUAUUUUCCCUAUCCCAGCAUCCAAUUCUGAAGCCCCCUCACCUCCCGCCAAUGAACCAUUGGGAGGAGGUCAACAAGCCUUUAGAGAGGGAGGUAGAGGAGGAUUGGAAAGGGGUCAGUCAUUCAGUCAUGCUCCCUCCGAGCAGGUGAGGAUAA